GGAUGAUUCAUAACAAACAAUGGGCCUUGGAAAAAUCCACUGCAUGCAUAAUGACAUAUAUGAUAACUAUAGAAUUAUUGCUACUAUUGCUUUACCCGCCUCAAAAUCUCUGCGUUCUUUAUUCCUCGAAUCUGCUGAAUUACGGUGUGUGCUGCGGCGACAGAACUCACUAGUUUCAGGGAAUAGCCCCGUUCUAGAGGCUAGAGAGCCAUGGUGUUGACGAGCAUGAUAACUGGGAACAGGUAAUCGACUACGGAUACUGUCUGUGUCUUUCAAUAUUCAAUCAUCUUUCCUUGUUAUGAUUGAAUGAGAUGUGCUCUGAAAUUUGCCUUCUCGGCGAGUCCUCGCAAGCCCUCUUGGACGAAAAAUUUGAUAAUAAUAGUCAUAAUGGCAACCACAAAUGCAUCUGCCGGUUCCUGCGAAACUAAUCCUUUUUAGCACUAGCUAGCUGCUCGGGAUGUUAGCUGACAACACGCUGCUUUUGUUUAGCAUCCUACGCAGUCUCCACUACACUACAUCAAAGGAGGAAUAUCGAGCGUGCACCCUUAUGGGGCAGCAUCGGGCCCAUAGUUACGUUUCAUGCAGGUACUACGCAGUAGACACAAUACUUGAAACGACGAGAUUGCCAAGGAAGCCAAGCGGCACUGCAGAUGUCCACGCCGAAGGUUGAUGCAGCUGGCUACGAUUUGCUGAUAUAGGAGUUGUCUGUGUUACAAAGAUGAUAUGGAUGCUGAGGAUUAUGACUUGCAACUUCCGGUUCCAAAGCCCCUGCCUGAUCUUUCAUAGCCUAGGUGGUAAUUUCUGUGACUCAAUUGUGGGAGAGAGCAGUGCGCAUGUCAUUUUAAUUAAUAUCUAUUCUCUACGCUGGCAUGUGCAAAAUCCAAAUUUCACCCCCCCCCAGGAAUCGAGUGAACGAAACUAGUUCAGUUCGGCAGCCUGCCUCUAUGUCAUAUACAGGGGCCGCUGUGAAAUCGAUUCGAUUGCUCUGACCCCAUCCGCACCCCUGCCUGAAUCUCCACAAUCCUCUACAUCCCUCGGCUUUUUCUGGGAAGGUUGCAUAUCAUGUUCCUGGUCGAUUGCUCCUCGAGACCCCUGGGACCCGAACCAUCUUGGUAAACACCAGGAAUUCCCUUUGGAGCCGCCUCCAUAAGCACGGUUGCUCUUCGAAAAUAUGUUUGGGAACAUUCGGGUUAUAAGCGUCCGUAGGGUGGGAAGAGAGCAACAUAUUCUCGCGACAUCGCAUUUGACAGCUGACCAGGAGGCCGCCGCGUCAUUGCUUUCUGAAUCUUAUUGGGAUUAGCUUGCGGGAACCAGUGGAAUGUGGUCAACUCUACGAGUACAAUAUAUACGGAGACCAUGUCAGCCAAGGUCGCAACCUGACGUACGCUCUCAAGACGAAGACCACUUGUGAUACAAACACAUAUUGAGAGCUGAAUUAGCUGUCUGAGCCAGGAAUAUAUUUCGGCGGACAUUGGUGAAAACGAAGAGAAGGCGAACCUACGAUCCUCCAAGAGCGAAACCAAUACGAGGCCGAUUCUCUUCCUUUUAUGAAGAUUCAGCCUGAUGGGAAUCGGCAUGGGGAUCGCAAGCAGAAUGAUAUCCGUGACGAUGUGCACAAUUGCAGUGGAGAGCCAGAGUGCAUCCCGACUCAUGCAGCUGCGUUCUACCGUGUCAUCCCGUGUCAUCCCAGAAACGUUUCACUGGGGACGCAGAUGAGAAACGACCCGAUAACCACCCAGAGGCCGUAUAGUGUUAAGAAAGCGAGGGCGCCAUAGCAUGCUAUACGUAUUCGACUCCCCGGGAAGCUUCUGUGGUACUGCAGGCUGAUCGAGGCUUUGUUGCAGAAGAGACUAGCACUAUGCACUGGGACAGAGGCACAAAGGAGCUGCAGAAUUAAAAUCAGUUACCUCAUGCGAAAAAGACGCCAAACGUUAUCACCUUUGAGACUUACUAUCACUUUUUUCUUGAUCGUAUCAAACAAAAUUUCAGUCUUACUACCACCAGGUGCGGAUUUCCGUUCUACUUGUUCGUUAGCGUUUUCCUUCCAAUAUCCAAAGUCUCCUUCGCCGGGGAUGAACGGAAAUGUGCCACGUUCAAGGAGUUUUCGGUUGCAUACCAUACCACCAAUGAGCAGUCCCAUGAAUACAAUGGAGAGUAUCUGGUUGCGGUGGUCAGCGAGUUCUUUUGUCCAUCCCAACUUCGACCUGGAUCGACUCAUUAAACAUACCAGAGAUACGAUACUAGGCACGUCCAGUCAUCAGAACCGAUCUUUUUAACCAACAGACCCCAUGUAUAAAAACGAGCGGCUACCAAUGAUGCUGCCAGCGACGUGAAUGUGGUAGUGACGAUAAGGGCGUGCUCGCCUUUAUCCUCUGACUCCUUCCUCAAGCGAAUGUACAUCGUCCUAUUGGACGUUUCCAUCUCCACCUCCAAUUUUCGAGUUCAUCUAACGUAGCGAGAGUUAUGUAUGUCGAUAACAUCUGAAAUGUAAUAGCGAGAGACAAAAUAGAUCCACGGCUCCGGCGCUAGCGAUAGCGAAGAACCAUUUGAUGAGCUUGGAGUGGAGACCUUAUCAAUUCAUGGAACGAAGAUACAAGUCUUCUGUAGGCACUGUACUGUACUGUACAUGAGUUUCCACAUAUCAUUGUUACUGGUCUAAACUCGGACAAGGCGACUGUUUUCAAUAACAUUCUCCUCCACCCAGAGCUGUGUUUCUCCCAAAGAAGAACCAGAACAGUAGUGAAGUUGGAGACUAUGACAGCCAUCUAGCGGUCGUUAACGAUGCCGCAGAAUAAACAUCAUUGAGAGUGGCAAAUCCCGAAUUAUUGCCGAGGCGCUUCACAUAGCUAGGCGCUAAAUAAUUGCGCUUACGCGUCUAAGUUACCGCGUAGCCGCGAUCUUUCAACACCAAUCCAGGUCUACUACUCCGUACUACCGCUCCAUAUCCGGAGACAAGUAAACAAUAACAACAAUAAUAAUAAUAAUAAUAACAGACAAACCCCACACGCUUUGUUUUAAACUUGCGGGCCCAGCUACUGACACAUCAGAUCACCCAUAUGACGGCCCUCACGCCCCGCAACCCCACGAAUCCCGUGGUCUUCUUUGAUAUGACGCUUGGAGGUAUGUGUAUAGAUUACCUUGCAUAAGAGGUUUGAUGAUAUUUCUUUUCUUCUUCUUCCUUCCGUUACACACGUGCCCCAUGAAGACGAAAAAGCAAAGGGGGAGAAAUCAGUGCUGCUGGAGAACCAUUGGGCCGAAUCAAGAUGGAGCUCUUUGCAGAUGUCACGCCCAAGACGGCAGAGAACUUCCGCCAGUUCUGCACGGGUGAGAGCAAAAAUCCCCGAGGCCGACCACAGGGUUACAAGGGCUCCAAAUUUCACCGAGUGAUCAAAGAUUUUAUGAUCCAAGGUGGCGAUUUCAUUAACGGCGAUGGUACCGGCAGCACAACCAUAUAUGGCACGAGCAAGUUUGCCGACGAAAACUUUAACCUGACACACGAUGGCCCGGGUCUUUUGAGCAUGGCUAACUCCGGCCCAAACACUAAUGGUAGCCAAUUCUUCAUCACGACAACCGCCACACCUUUCCUGAACAACAAGCAUGUCGUUUUUGGCCAGGUACUUGACGGCAUGGAUAUCGUUCGUAUGAUUGAGAAUACGCGGACGACGAGAGAUAAACCGAAUCAGGAUGUGGUUAUUGCGCAGUGUGGGGAGAUGUAAACGGGGCGGAUGGUUGAGGGAUGUAUUAGUAUUCUUGCGACAGGAAAAAUCAAGACGGACUGAUGGGAUGAGACGAGAUGAGAUGAGAUAUAGAAUACAGUAGACAUGGGAUUUAUCCCCGUUACGAUAUACUGCCUCGUUGCAGCCACUGAGAAGGUAAUAAUGGGCACUCUGGAGGCACUCGUGGAGAGUCGCGUGGUUCGAAAAUAUCGCCUGGGGGGGCCUCUGGGUGCUUUCUUAUGCUACAUAACGAAAGGACAUAUAUUUAGAAACCCGGGAUAAGGUAUGGCUGGAGAUGGAAAAGAAAAACAGGGUAACUGUGCGCUCAGCUCUCAAUGAAUUGGGUUCGUAGUAAAAGAGGAAAUAUAUGUAUAUAUAUAUAUCUAUAUGUAUAUAAAAUAAAAAAAUAAAAAAAUUGACACAGCGAACGAACCCCUUUGACAAUUUC
Molecule: messenger RNA, 4164 nt
Organism: Blastomyces gilchristii SLH14081
Lineage: Eukaryota; Fungi; Ascomycota; Eurotiomycetes; Onygenales; Ajellomycetaceae
Product: peptidyl-prolyl cis-trans isomerase H, variant 2
Exons: 4
Coding region: 3264-3716 (150 amino acids)
Biological process (GO): protein folding; protein peptidyl-prolyl isomerization
Cellular component (GO): intracellular membrane-bounded organelle
Molecular function (GO): peptidyl-prolyl cis-trans isomerase activity
Source: RefSeq, a predicted model, not a curated record